Messenger RNA from Hyla sarda, 3724 nucleotides. It is a transcript of the gene RAD51D, whose product is annotated as RAD51 paralog D. Gene Ontology annotation, biological process: telomere maintenance; DNA strand invasion; reciprocal meiotic recombination. Gene Ontology annotation, cellular component: Rad51B-Rad51C-Rad51D-XRCC2 complex; centrosome; replication fork. Gene Ontology annotation, molecular function: ATP binding; ATP hydrolysis activity; ATP-dependent DNA damage sensor activity. The transcript is spliced from 11 exons. The coding region runs from base 312 to 1292 and encodes 326 amino acids. The record is from RefSeq and is a predicted model, not a curated record. NCBI's taxonomy places the organism in Eukaryota, Metazoa, Chordata, Amphibia, Anura, Hylidae.
CACACCUCUACUGCCUACUCUAUACACCAGCGUUUCCCAACCAGGGUGCAAAACUACAACUUCCAGCAUGCCCGGAAUGCUGGGAGUUGUAGUUUUGCUAUAGCUGGAGGCACCCUGGUUGGGAAACACUGCUCUACACACACAGUUCGCACACUACCGACUGCUCAGUUAUUCCUACGCCUUUGCGAACAGGCAGACAACACUUGUGGGUGUGAGCCUGGCUCCUCCCGUCCAUGUGGGUGAUCACAUGAUCGUGACGUCAUGAAAGGUCCUUUAGCUGUGUAGGAUGUAGAGCGUGCAGGCAGGUAACAAUGGUGAUCCUGAAAGAAGGACUUUGUCCUGGACUAACAGCUGAUAUUAUUACUGUCCUGAGAAAGAACCAUGUGAGAACAGUGGUUGAUUUGGUAGCAUCUGAUUUAGAGGAGCUGGCAAGGAAAUGCUCUCUCUCAUAUAAGACCCUUGUGGCUGUAAGACGUGUGCUGCUCGCUCAGUACUCAGCUUUUCCCUCAAAUGGAGCAGAUUUGUAUGAAGAGCUGAAAGCAUCUACAGCAAUCCUUCCCACUGGAAACAAGAAACUAGACAUUCUAUUAGAUUCAGGAUUAUAUACAGGAGAGGUCACUGAAAUUGCAGGAGCACCUGGCAGUGGUAAAACACAGUUAUGUCAGAGCAUUGCUGUAAAUGUAGCCACCAGUUUACAGCAGAGAGUUUGUUAUAUAGACACCACUGGGGGGCUCACUGGCACUCGUCUUCUACAGUUAAUUCAGUGCAAGACACAACAGGAAGAUGAACAGGUUGCAUCACUUGAAAGAAUUCAGGUGAAGCAUGUGUUUGAUGCAUACAAGCUCUUAGAUGUACUCCAAGAUCUAAGACACAGUUUUUCUCAGCAGCUGCUAAGAUCCGGAGAGACACUGAGACUUGUGGUGGUUGAUUCAGCAUGUGCUGUGAUAUACCCACUGUUAGGCGGCAGACAGACAGAAGGAAUGGCCAUUAUGAUGUAUCUGGCAAGGGAACUACAAACACUUGCUCAUGAUUUCAGCUUAGCUGUACUAGUAACUAAUCACAUUACCAAAGAUGGAUCAGCAGGUUUUCGACCUGCAUUAGGCCGCUCAUGGAGCUUUGUGCCCAGCACCCGCAUUCAGAUACACAGGGAUGAGGGGAACAAGCAGAGUGGAAAUCGUUUAAUGUCAUUGGUCAAAUCUUCUCGACAGCCCACUAAUCUGCAAGAGGAAAUUAAGAUAGGAUAUAAUGGAAUAUUGGAGGAGAACAACAUGGGUACCGCUCGUGGAUCAUGAUGUCUUCAGGACCUCCAAUACAAAUUACUUCUUGAAGCACUGACAUGUAAACCGUGUUUGGAAAGAUAGAUGACAUGGAAGUGUAUGGGACUAUUUAAUUAUAUUUUUGUCUUCUGAAAAUUUGUAAAUAAAUACUUUGUGAUCAAAGUUCUGCUCAUCCUGCACGGGCCAUUACAAGAUAAGAAUCCUAAGCAUACUAACUUUGCAGUAUUUAGAUCAGGGGUCUCAAACUGACGGCCCUCCGGAUGUUUGAGACCCCUGAUUUAGAUGAUACAUUAGUGCUUUCAUUGUGGCUUAUUGCCUAAUAUGGAGAUGGGUUGUAAAGAGAAAUAACAUGGUUUUAUUUUGUUAAUAAUGGGAAAUCCACCUUAUGUAGUGUCCACAGGCCAAAUACAUACAGGGAAUGUACUGUACGUGUGGAUUAAUUGCCUUCAUGUGUGUGAGUAUGUAGUAGGGGAAAUAAGAUUGUAAGCUCUAAUAUUGCAGGUAGCAGUGAAAUAUACCUGGUGGUUUUAAAAGUCCAACCACAUUGGUGCCUUAUACCCUGUAGACUACUUUCUGAAAGUUCUAUAUUAUGGUCAUUCGUCCAUAUUUUCUUUAUUUGUGCAGAAUGUUUGUCAUUCUUGUGUGUAUGUGUGUCCGCUUUACCUGCACAUAUCCCAGAAUAAAGAAAAAGCAUUGAAGAAGUGGUGAGUCGCCUGUACUUUUCUUUGUUUGGAUUGUGUUACAUGAAGUCUUAUUACCUUCACACAAGAGCACCACCACCUAUGCACCGCAAUCAGACAGGCUUCAGCUGCACAUAAAGAGAGUCACAGGAAGUAGGGCUAGCAGUGCCAACACACUUGCUUUCUCUUUAUUCCAGUUGAUAAAACAAAAUGUAUUUGUUACAGUAUCACUUUUGCUACAGUAAAUUUCAACCACUGAAAAGAGCUUGUCCAUUAUGAAGACCACAGUUCAAAGGAAGGUCUUGUUCAGAAAGAAACUGCCUAAUCCUCCAAGUAAGAGCAAGAAAAGGCAAAAAAUUCAGACAUUGCAAUGACUACCACCAGCACUGUCAGACUCUAUUAACCAUACACAUAUGGCACACAGCUGUGAGAAACUCAACUUUGCUAAUGGACCCUUGGAACAAGUUACCUGUUUUGCUCCACGAAUGUUUAGAGGAGCUCUGCUGAGGGUACAGUAUGAAUCUAUUGACAGGUGAUGAAACUAUACUAGAAGACUUGUAUGUAAAUGAUCAGACUGUGUGUAAGCAUAACCCUAAUUCCAUAACUUUUCCCAUUGUACUUCUAUCACUUCACUUUGACAGAUGCAGAUGUGGUCUGAAGAGAAAAUUGAGAAUGAAAAUGAAAGUAAAGGAAAUUAUUUACAACUUUUUCCCUGACAUAGGCAAUAUUGUGGAAGGCAAGGGAAGCAGUUUUGUCAAAGAACCAAGUGGCGGAAGAAAAUGUAAAGAAGGAAGUUUCCUUUGUGGGCCAAGUGGUGGAAGAAGCGAUAAAGAAGCACUUUCCUUGGUGAAGCAAGCGAUGCCCGGUAAUAUUAAUAGUGUUUUAUCAUCACCUCCAUUGUGGGACACACACAAGCAAGUACCCAGUACUGCUGAACAACUUCUGGAUUAUGUUAAUGACGCAAGUGCCAACACCACCAGCUGUGAAAACAGCAGUCCCUCUUAUUGUUGUUGUUCCCAUUUCUAGUUACACUGUGUAUUCUGGACUCCUCAAAACUUAAUCAUAUUUAAGAAAAGGCCAGUAAUGAAUUCCACAACUUUGCCCAGGUACUGGUUAAAGUGUUCCUGUGACCAACAAAAACUUUUGAUAUAAUGUAGAUAAUAUCAUUAUAUGUAUAUUUGUAAUAUACAUUGAUUAAAAAAUUGUGUAUAUUUUUCUGUGAAAAAAUGCUGUCCCUGCAGCUAUUGCCUGUGUGUCUCUAUGAGGAGUCCAAAUACAGGAAGUGAGGCCAGGACAAGUAGGGCUCUGUGCAGACUCCUGGCUUGUCCUGAUGUGUGAGCCAGGGGACGUGUCAUAGGGCCUCACUGCACAGAGCCCUGCUUGUCCUAAGUGCACAGAGCCCCGCUUGUCCACCCACACUUUCUGUAUUUGGACUCCUCAUAGAGACACACCAACAAUAGCUGCAGGAACAAAAAUAUACACAUUUUUUAAUGAAUGUAUAUUACAAAUAUACAUAUAAUGGUAUGAUCUACAUUAUAUGAAAUGUUUUUGUGUACGACAGGUACACUUUAAAGAACUUGUGUACAUUCACACGUACAGGAUCUGCUGCAUAUUUUCUGCAGAUGAUUUUGCUCGUCAAUCCUGUACUUGUAAACGUACAAGACUCAGUAUAUCCUCAAGUGCCUACAACCUUUUUUAAUUGUUACCUGUUAAAAUAUCAAAAUGUAAAAUAAGUUGAUGGGAAGUUGUACAAAUGGAAUGAAUCAA